UUGAGGCGGAGAUGGCAGGCCGGUGGUGGUUGGCGCCCUUGCUGCCCUUACUGCUGCUCCUAUGGCGCGCAGAGACGGCGCACAUUAAGAAAGCCGAGGCUGCGGCUUCCACGACGGCGGCGAACACCUCGGUGACCGGAGCGGCUCUGGCGAUGCACUACAUGGACGAGGCCGAGCUGGCGUCCUCGCUGCGUUCGCUGGCGGAGGACGAGGCCCCGCCGGGCUUGGCGCGGCUCUUCUCCAUCGGCCGCUCGGGAGAGGGGCGGGAGCUGUGGGUGCUGCGCCUCGGCGCCAACCUGCCGGAGGUGGAGGCGGGCCCCGAUGCCGAUCCCGGCGGGCCGCCCGUCGCCGGCCGCCCUCAAGUCAAGCUGGUGGCCAACAUGCACGGCGACGAGACGCUGGGCCGGGCCCUCCUCGUGCGCCUGGCUCGCGAGCUGGUGUCCGGCUGGCUGCAGGGAGACCCCCGCCUGCGCCGCCUCCUCAACAGCACCGACCUCUACCUCAUGCCCAGCCUCAACCCGGAUGGCUUCGCGCGCGCCACCGAAGGGGACUGCGCAGGCGCCGCCGGCAAGGGCCCGGCAGGGCGCGAGAACGCCGGGGGCAAGGACCUCAACCGCAGCUUCCCCGACCAGUUCGCAACCGCGCGGCCGGAUCUGGCCACGGUCCCCGAAGUGCGCGCGCUCAUGGAAUGGAUGCGGCGCAACCGGUUUGUGCUUUCUGCGAACCUGCACGGGGGCUCUGUUGUUGCAAGCUAUCCAUAUGACGACUCUGCUGUGCACCAGCGCUCUGGGUUGUAUAGCAGAUCUGCUGAUGACGAAGUCUUCAAGUACUUGGCAAAGGCUUAUGCAUUGAACCACCCAAUAAUGAAAACUGGCACUCCAAACUGCCCUGGGGAGGAGAACGAAGUUUUCGAAGGAGGCAUCACUAACGGUGCUCAGUGGUAUGACGUGGAAGGUGGCAUGCAGGAUUAUAACUAUGUGUGGGCCAACUGCUUUGAAGUCACCUUCGAGCUUUCCUGCUGCAAAUACCCCCCAGCAUCGCAGCUUGAGCUGGAGUGGGAGAAUAACCGGGAAUCUCUUCUCACCUUUAUUGAAAAAGUCCACAUUGGGAUCAAAGGGUUUGUCCGGGAUUCGGUCACUCAGGCUGGCUUGGAAAAUGCAACUAUUUCCGUGGCUGGGAUUGCUCAUAACAUCACUACUGGUCGUUUCGGUGAUUAUCACAGAUUGCUGGUUCCCAGAACCUACAACAUCACAGCGGCUGCUGUGGGUUACCUGCUGGUCACCAUGGUAAAUGUGGAGGUGAAGGAAGGGAAUGCAACUGUGGUGGACUUCUCCUUGGAGCCUACAGUAGCAGUGCCGAUCUCUGAUCCUACCCAGGAUACACCAGUAACUGCCACCGACUCUGCUCCCAAUGCUACCAAUGUGACCAGUACAGAAAGGCCAACCCCUGCCCACCAAGCGAUCCAGCCAAAGGACUUCCGUCAUCAUCACUUCCCAGACAUGGAAAUUUUCCUGAGGAAGUAUGCCAAUGAGUACCCAAGCAUCACCCGCCUCUACUCAGCAGGCAAGUCGGUGGAGCAGAGGGAGCUGUAUGUGAUGGAGAUAUCGGACAACCCAGGAAUCCAUGAAUUGGGUGAACCAGAAUUCAAGUACAUUGGGAACAUGCACGGCAAUGAGGUGGUGGGCCGAGAGCUGCUCCUUAAUCUCAUUGAGUAUCUCUGCAAGAACUAUGGGACUGAUCCUGAAGUAACAGACUUGGUUCAAAAGACUCGAAUCCACAUCAUGCCCUCCAUGAACCCUGAUGGCUAUGAGAAAUCUCAAGAAGGAGACAGAGAAGGUACUCUUGGCAGGAAUAACAGCAACAAUUAUGACCUAAAUAGGAAUUUUCCAGAUCAGUUUUUUCAGAUUUCAGACCCUCUACAGCCAGAGACGAUGGCUGUCAUGAAUUGGCUGAAGACCUAUCCUUUUGUGCUGUCUGCAAACUUGCACGGAGGGUCUCUAGUUGUUAAUUACCCCUAUGAUGAUGACCAACGUGGCACUGCCACGUACAGUAAAUCCCCAGAUGAUUCCCUGUUUCAACAAAUUGCUCUUUCCUACGCCAAGGAAAACGCACAGAUGUUCCAGGGUCACCCAUGUGUAGAAAUGUAUCCUGAUGAAUACUUCCCUCAUGGUAUCACAAAUGGAGCUCACUGGUAUAACGUUCCAGGCGGAAUGCAGGACUGGAAUUAUUUAAACACAAAUUGCUUUGAAUUGACCAUUGAGCUGGGCUGUGUCAAAUACCCCAAGGCAGAAGAGUUGCCCAGGUAUUGGGAGCAGAAUCGCAAGUCUCUCCUGCAGUUCAUUAAGCAGGUUCACCGGGGUGUCAAAGGCUUUGUGUUGGAUGCCACAGAUGGACAGGGCAUCUUAAAUGCAACCAUCAGCAUUGCCAACAUCGAUCACCCUGUUUCUACUUAUACGGGUGGAGACUAUUGGCGCCUGUUGGCCCAGGGCACUUACAAGAUCACAGUGUCGGCCCGAGGAUAUAAUUCAGAAACAAAGAUCGUGAAAGUAGGUGACAAAUCCGCAGUGCAAGUCAACUUCACUUUGACCCGGAAAGAUUCCAAAAUGGAGGAGGGGAAAAUGCCUGACAUUAACAUGGCAGAUGCCAGCGACCCAAUUACCAAGGAGUUUGAGAUGCUGAUCAAAAACCUCUCGGCUGAGAAUGGGCUAGAACACCUCUUGCUGACUUCCACGGCAGAUGUCCUUCCUUAUCGGUACCGACCCUACAAAGAUCUGUCCAUGUUCCUUCGAGGCCUAAACCUGAAUUACCCUCUGAUCACAAAUCUCACUAGUUUGGGCCAGAGUGUUGAGUUUCGUCAGAUCUGGUCCCUGGAAAUCUCCAACAAACCCAACCAAUCUGAACCAGAGGAGCCAAAGAUCCGUUUUGUUGCUGGCAUCCAUGGCAAUGCUCCAGUUGGCACAGAACUGCUUUUGGCACUGGCAGAAUUCCUCUGCAUGAACUACAAAAAGAAUCUGGCUGUCACAAAGCUGAUCGACAAGACAAGAAUUGUGAUCGUGCCCUCCCUGAACCCAGAUGGUCGUGAGAUUGCUCAGGAGAGAGACUGUGCUUCGAAGAUAGGGCAAACCAAUGCACAUGGCAAAGAUCUGGAUACUGAUUUCACAAGUAAUUCCUCCCAGCAGUCUGGUGCACGAGAACCAGAAACCAAGGCCAUCAUCGAGAACCUGAUAAUGAAGGAAGACUUCAGCCUCUCUGUUGCCUUGGACGGAGGGUCCCUGCUUGUUACUUACCCCUACGACAAGCCGGUGCAGACAGUUGAGAACAAAGAGACCCUGAAACAUUUGGCAUCUCUGUAUGCAACCAACCAUCCCACAAUGUACCUUGGCCAGUCCAGCUGUCCAAACAGAUCAGAUGAAAACAUUCCAGGAGGAGUGAUGCUUGGGGCAGAGUGGCACAGUCACUUGGGCAGCAUGAAGGAUUUCAGUGUUGCAUAUGGGCAUUGCCCAGAGAUUACAGUGUACACUGGCUGCUGUUACUUCCCAGCCGCAGGACAGCUCCCUGCUCUGUGGGUAGAGAACAAGAAAUCUCUUCUUGCCAUGCUUGUUGAGGUUCACAAGGGAAUCUAUGGGCUGGUCCAAGACAGGCACGGAAGACCAGUUUCGAAAGUUGAAAUUGUGCUGAAUGAACGGGUGAAAGUCAGCACCAAGGAAGGUGGCUAUUUCCAUGUGUUGCUGACUCCUGGCUACCACAAUCUUCAUGCCAAGGCCGAUGGUUAUCAGCAGCAGCACAUCCAGGUCUUAGUUCACCAUGACGUUGCUACUUUCGUGCACAUCCAAUUUGAUAUGGACAACAGGAUUUUUGGUCUUCCCAGGGAGUUGGUGGUCACAGUAGCAGGUGCCACCAUGUCGGCCCUGCUUCUCACAGCCUGCAUCAUCUGGUGCGUCUGUUCCAUCAAGUCCAACCGGCACAAGGAUGGUUUCCACCGCCUACGGCAGCACCACGAUGACUAUGAGGAUGAGAUCCGUAUGAUGUCCACAGGAUCUAAGAAGUCCCUUCUGAGCCAUGAAUUCCAGGACGAAACAGACACUGAGGAGGAAACACUUUACUCCAGCAAACACUGACCCACCUGCUGGCAGGGGAGGCUCCCUGCAGAGACAGAUGCUGCAACACUAAGCAUUUCUCAAGUGACGGACCUAGAUCACAUGACCUCUGGAGCCAGGACCUCUGUGGAUCACUCUCAUUCCUAUUUAUGCACAAGGAAGCUCUGCUCUGCCACUGGAAACUUUUCCAGUGGGAAUCUUGAAUUGGGGCUCUUUCAGAGCUGGUAUUGGCAGCGUGGUUGCUUGCAAUCCACUCCAGGGAAGCAGAGCCGCUGCUGGUAGCCACCUUUGUAGCACUUCUGCAUUUAUUUUUUUUGCCUAAGGAAUGCAUUGUAGUGACCAUGAUUUUCUAUAAGCUGUUACAACGCCAUAAAGGUGGCUUCAGAACCUCUUUCACUUCUGCCUUUGUUCAAGUCCCACAGUCUUGCUGCCUUCUCGGAAGCAUUUAAACAUCUCCUUCUAAAUAAGGACUUCAAAUUAGAUAAUAUUGGCAGGUCACGUGCCACAAAGAAAACAGGACAGGAGGAUUGUUGUAUCCAGAUGUGAGAAUCUCUGGUUGAGGCUGCAGCCUGUGCAAAAUAAAACCAAUAUGUUUGUUUUGUUUGAAUUCUCUUGCACAAAUACUGCUUCAGAAUAUCUACAGUUUUCUACGUGAGAAUGUAGAAUAGCAAAAGGUGCAUUUCUGCACUUAACAGGAUAACUUUUGGUCUGUCUAAUAUUAACUCAUACCAUAACUAAGAGCCGGAUUUCCCAAACUGGUGCCAAAUGAGAUUUUUUUUUGUUGGCUCGUUUUUUGGGGUCAGCUUUCUUGUGCAGUUGUAGUCUGGAAUUUUUUUUAAAUGGCCUUUUAAUAAUAAAUUUAACCUAGACACUACUUUGACAGUUCAUAGGGCCACUUAAGAAAAACUUCCCCACCAUCCUCUCACCAGCCUGAGUUUGUUACUACAGAUCUCAGUUCUUCUGUUGACAUCUUGCUGUUCAGUUGUUCUGUGUCCAAACCAUGCAGCGGUCCUAUUUUGGGAUAGAGGCUGUGUAGUGGUUUUUGUCACAGGAUCUGAGGAACAUGUCUGUCUAGCCUUUUUUGAAAGCACUUUGGUUUGGGGGUAGGUGGGGCUUGUAUGUAGUGGGAAGUGUGAGAAGCUGUUGCAGAGUAGCUGUUGGGCCACAAAAUCUGCCUUAGAUCAGCUCUUCGCCUGUGCCAUUUUAAAAAAACAAACCACAUUUUUACAAUCUUGGUUUAUUGAGGGAGAAAACUGGAUUCAGUUGAGUGAAUUAUUAACCUUGGCAAGCCAUGAAGGUAAUUUGCUAAAGAAUGAGGAUUGGCUCUCUAUUAAUGGGAUUGAAGUAAUUUCUCCAGAAUGCUAGCUGGCAAGGACAGAAGACAUGUUGGUUUUUGACCAGAGAAUGGACUCUUUCCCCAUAGCGUAUGUUGGAUUCUUGUCUUUGGUUUUCUCCCCUCCCCGCCAAUGCUCCUUCUAGGCUGUGAAGUUUUGUGAGCAAAAAUUCUACUUU
Gekko japonicus is the source of this 5609-nucleotide messenger RNA. RefSeq names its product carboxypeptidase D (gene CPD). The coding region runs from base 12 to 4118 and encodes 1368 amino acids. The transcript is spliced from 21 exons. The record is from RefSeq and is a predicted model, not a curated record. Gene Ontology annotation, molecular function: metallocarboxypeptidase activity; zinc ion binding. Gene Ontology annotation, biological process: proteolysis. Lineage: Eukaryota; Metazoa; Chordata; Lepidosauria; Squamata; Gekkonidae.